Messenger RNA from Drosophila willistoni, 2699 nucleotides. RefSeq lists its product as uncharacterized. Bases 30 to 2576 code for a protein of 848 amino acids. The transcript is spliced from 3 exons. The record is from RefSeq and is a predicted model, not a curated record. Lineage: Eukaryota; Metazoa; Arthropoda; Insecta; Diptera; Drosophilidae.
GUAGAAGCAGUGAAAAGUUUUCUCCUAAAAUGCAAGUGACCAAGUCGACUUUUCUGUUGGUAGCUCUGAGCCUCAGUGUCAGCUCUGUGCUAGGCAACCCUAAGCCCUUUUUCGGUUUUGGACUUUUACCGGAUUUGGGUUCAUUAGUUGGAAAUGCUAUUCAUACUGGUAGCGAUUUAGCUGGAAAUUUGCUCAAUUCAAGUGCUAAUUUGGCUGAAAAUUUCAUCAAUAAAAGCGCAAGUUUAGCCGGAGACUUGAUUAAUACUAAGGCAGGAAUAGAUGGAAAAUUGCUUAAUGCAAGUGCUAAUUUGGCUGGAAAUUUCAUCAAUAAAAGCGCAAGUGUAGCUGGAGACUUGAUUGAUGCUAAAGCCGGAUUAGAUGGAAAAUUAAUUAAUGCAGGUGCUAAUUUGGCUGGAAAUUUGGUCAACUCAAGUGCAAACUUGGCUGGAAAUCUGCUCAAUUCAAGUGCUAAUUUGGCUGGAAAUUUCAUCAAUAAAAGCGCAAGUGUGGCUGGAGAUUUGAUUGAUGCUAAGGCCGGAUUAGAUGGAAAAUUAAUUAAUGCAGGUGCUAAUUUGGCUGGAAAUUUGCUCAACUCAAGUGCUCAUUUGGCUGGAAAUCUGCUGAAUUCAAGUGCUAAUUUGGCUGGAAAUUUCAUCAAUAAAAGCGCAAGUGUAGCUGGAGAUUUGAUUGAUGCUAAAGCAGGAAUAGAUGGACAAUUGCUUAAUGCAAGUGCCAAUUUGGCUGGAAAUUUGCUUAAUUCUAGUGCUAAUUUGGCUGGAAAUUUCAUCAAUAAAAGCGCUAGUUUAGCUGGAGACUUGAUUAAUGCUAAAAUCGGAUUAGACGGAAAAUUGCUUAAUGCAAGCGCAAAUUUGGCUGGAAAUUUCAUCAAUAAAAGUGCAAGUUUAGCUGGAAAUUUAAUACACACUGGUGCUGAUUUUGUUGGACACCUUCUAAAUUCCAGUAGUGGAUUGAUUAAAAAUGCUGUUGAUUCCAAAAUUGCGUUAGAUAAAAAGGUACUUAAUGCCACAUCUGCUCUUGGUCAAGAUCUAGCUCAACUUGGCUUGAAACUUGCCUUGGGUGUGCAUGAAGCUGCAACUCAAGCACUAAAGACUUUUGCUUCUAAUCUUGCAUCGCUCAUUGCCGGAAUUUCACACCACAACGGCACAGGUAAUGCCACAGAUUCACUAACACACGAGGCCUUGGAGAAAGCAUUGCAGGUUCUCAAAAAUGUUAGCACUAGUGCUUUACAAUUGGAAGCCCAAUUGGCUAGUGUAACCGCAAAACUGGAAGCCGCCAAAUUGAAAUAUGGAAGGGAAAUUCAAGAGAAAAUAGUCGAUUGGCUGAGAGAGCAAGUCGACCGUGUGGAAAAUCGCACUGAAGAGGCCGAGAAAAUUAGUCGAGCGAUACAACAUCAUUAUGCCAAUUUGAUUCAGAAUGCUGUCGGCAAGUUUGUAGCUCAACUGGCCCUAUUUGAACAGUCAGUCGAACGAACUAUCAAAGUCUUUAAUAACGCAACUAUCAACUUAGCUCAUGAAGUAGAAAAUGCUUUGAAAAAUGGUUUCAAUAGUUCAGCUCUUGCCUCUGCCUUGCAGGCGCUUGAAGAAGCACCACUUAAAAUACUAGCAUUAAAUGGAAAAACUGAUGAAAUUUUAGCCCUUGGUCAAAAGGCCGCUUUAAAAGUAUCGGAAAUCAUUGCCAAAUUUGAGGCAGAGAAGAUCUCAAUUAUAGGAAAAUUUAAUGCCAUCAUUGCAGAAAAUCUGGGAAAUUUACUCAAAGCUGGUGAUAAUUUUAUUAACAAUUUACUUAAUACCAGUAGUUUAAUUAGCGAGGGUAAUGUCACAUCCAAUAAUAGCCAGAAUAUAGCCAGUUUGGGUAUCCAGAUUGCGUUGGGCUUGCAUGAAGCUGCAAACGAAGCAGUUUUGAGUUUUGCUUCUAAUAUCACAUCCGCGAUUGCUGCCAUUCAAAAGGAGCUUAAAAACGCCACAACUCUAGCCAAGCGUAAGACACUUUCUCAUGCUUUGGUGAUCCUGAAAAAGGUUGGUUCUGCCGCUUUACAAUUAGAAUCGCAAUUUCUUAACGCGACUCAUAAAAUUGAGUCUGCCAAGUUGAAAUUCGCCCAGAAAAUUCAAAAGGAUAUACUAGAUUGGCUCAAGAAUCAAAAGAGCCGCGUAGAGAAUGCCACUCAUGGAAAUGGCACUGAAGCCGCCGAUAAAAUUAUCAAUGACGUCCUUAAACGCUAUGGCAGCCUAAUACACAGUUCCGUAGAGCAGUUUGUAGCCCAUUUGGCCCUUUACGAACAUGCGAUCGUCAAAACCAUCAGUCAUUUUAAUAAUGCAACCUUCAGUAUUGCUCAUGAGUGCCAAAAUAGUACAUCGACCGCUAUUACCUCUGCCCUGAAUGUCCUUAAAAGAGCACCCAUUAAAUUAGUGGCACUGGAAACGCAAACUAUCGAAAUUUUAAACAUUGGGGCAUUGACCGGUUUGCAUGUAACUGCAAUUAUUAAUGAAUUUAAUGCCGAAAAACUUAUUAUUAUUGGAAACUUUAGCAUUAUUAUUGCAAAUAGUGUCGGCCAAUAGCCACAGCAUGCAUAAGAUAAUCAUUUAUUAAUAAAAAUUAUGGGCACAUAUGGUAUGGUUUAAUAUAAGUAAGGUGGUGGGUAGCAGCAAAUCAAUAAAAAUAUAUAUUUUAAUAAACAUAAA